Messenger RNA from Hydra vulgaris (swiftwater hydra), 924 nucleotides. Its product is annotated as formimidoylglutamase. Gene Ontology annotation, molecular function: metal ion binding; agmatinase activity. The record is from RefSeq and is a predicted model, not a curated record. NCBI's taxonomy places the organism in Eukaryota, Metazoa, Cnidaria, Hydrozoa, Anthoathecata, Hydridae.
AUGUCUAAAAUUGGAGAUCCACGUCUCGGAGAUCUUUUGCAAGUACCUUACUCUGGUAAUAAGAAAGCAAAAGUUGCAAUUUUGGGGUAUCCAUGUGAUAUUGGAGUUGAACGGAACAAUGGUCGUGUUGGUUCUAAAAAUGGACCUUGUUGUAUUCGCAAAAAGUUAGAAAAAAUGGGUACAGUAAUCAAUCCAGAAUUUAAUAUUGAUUUGAAUAAUAUUCAUUUUGAGGAUCGUGGCGAUAUACAGAUUAGUGAUACGCUUGAAAAUAAUCAUGAAAUUUUAGCAUCAGAAGUUUCUAGUUUGUUAAAUGAUGGUUUUAUAGUUAUUGUUGUUGGAGGAGGUAAUGAUCAAAGUUAUCCCAAUGCUAAAGGCCUCAUGUCUUCAAUGAAAUCUGGAAAUAUUGGAGUUGUUAAUAUUGAUGCUCAUCUUGAUGUGCGUCCUCUUAUUAAUGGCAGUCUCGCUCAUUCAGGAAGUCCUUUUCGCCAAUUGCUUGAGGAUGAUAUGUAUAUUAAAGAUAAGGGAAUGUUUUUAGAAUUUGCUAGUCAAGGCAGUCAAUGUUCUGCAGAGCAUGUAAAAUAUAUCCAAAGUAAAAGCGGUAAAAUUGUAUGGCUAUCUGAGAUACAUAAGAAGGGUGCAAAUGAAUGUUUUAAAAAUGUCCUUAACGAUCUUCAGGGUCGACCAUUGUUUGUUUCUUUUGAUAUUGAUUCUAUAAAAGGCGCCGAUUGCCCAGGCGUUAGUUGUCCUUCUGUUAUUGGGUUAUCUGCGCAGGAUGCUCUUGAUAUUUGCUUUUUAGCAGGUAAAAAUACUUAUACCAAGUUAUUAGAUUUAAGUGAGUUCAAUCCAAACAUUGAAGAAGAUCGCACAGCUAGAUUGGUUGUUAACAUGAUUUAUUAUUUCUUACUGGGUAUAGCUGAAAGAUAG